Messenger RNA from Pygocentrus nattereri (red-bellied piranha), 1143 nucleotides. RefSeq names its product olfactory receptor 2AT4-like. The transcript is spliced from 3 exons. Gene Ontology annotation, cellular component: membrane. Gene Ontology annotation, molecular function: olfactory receptor activity; G protein-coupled receptor activity. The coding region runs from base 1 to 1143 and encodes 380 amino acids. The record is from RefSeq and is a predicted model, not a curated record. Gene Ontology annotation, biological process: G protein-coupled receptor signaling pathway. Lineage: Eukaryota; Metazoa; Chordata; Actinopteri; Characiformes; Serrasalmidae.
AUGAUAUCAAUGGGAAACAUAACUUUUGUGAAGGACUUUUUCAUCGUUGGCUAUCCUGGACUUAACCCUAACUACUAUGGCCUUGUAUCAACAGCUAUGCUUUUUGUUUAUGUGUGCACUUUGAUAGGGAAUGGAAUGUUUCUUUUUCUGUUUGCAGGGGAAAAAAGUCUCCAUAAACCUGUAUAUUAUUUUUUUAUAAGUCUGGUCAUUUCUGAUGUUUUGUUCAGCACAAGCACUUUACCAAAGAUCAUUGCCAGAUACUGGUUCCAAGCUGGGACCAUUUCAUUUUUAGGUUGUUUUAUUCAGAUGUAUUUAGUGCAUUACUUUGGAACAGUCAAUUCAUACAUAUUGGCACUAAUGGGCAUAGACCGAUAUGUAGCAGUCUGUUACCCACUUCAGUAUCACACUGUUAUGACAAAUAGAAAUGUAUUCAUUCUGAGCCUGGUAGCGUGGGUUAUGGCUAGUCCCAGCAACUUAAUGCUGGCCAUUCGAGCUUACCCUCUCCCUUAUUGUGGAGCCAACACCAUUUUGCACUGCUACUGUGACCAUGUCUCAAUUACACGACUUGCGUGCACUGACAGAACUCCAUAUAGUUUUCCAGCUUUUGUUUUUGCCAUGCUAGUUUUGCUGGGAUCUCUUGCCAUUAUUGUCUUCUCCUAUACCUGCAUCAUUGUAGAAGUCCUAAAUGUCCCAAUUGUUGGUGGGCGACUGAAGACUUUCUCUACUUGUACUUCUCAACUCAUCAUAAUAGGUCUAUAUUUCAUACCCAGAUGUUUUUAUUAUUUGAGUGCCAACAUUGGUAUUACUUUAAAUCCUGAUUUGCAAAUAGCUAUUGUUACAUUUUAUAGCUUGCUGCCUCCCAUGAUCAACCCCCUAAUCUACUGUUUAAGAACACAAGAGAUUCAGAAAAAAUAUAUAAUAAUAACUUUUUUUUCAUUUCUGCACUUGGGUCCAGAAUUUGAUCCCAUCAAAUCUGCCCUGCAAAACCAGUGUGCUGUUAUUAGCAGGCAUGAGCAGCUGUUGCAUGACAUGAAGCAGAAGCUGACCCUUCUGGUCAGGGUGCAGACUGAGGGGGUUCAGCCUGCCAGUGCUGCUGCUGCCACUCCCGUCUUAGCUCACACUCCUCCCCCUCUACUGAUCUGA